GUUGUUAUUUUCAUUGACGCGGCGUGUUUAAAAAAACCUCAGACUUCUUUGCCUCUUUUGAGCCUCGAUUAAUUCUCGUCUGGUUUUUUAGUUUGUGAGUUAUUAUAACCUAUCUAAAUCUUCUACUCCAAUUUUGCAGAAUUUGUGGGUGAUCUCCUCGUGAACACCGGUCAAAGCGAUACAAAAUCAUUGAAUUUUCAGCUCAGUUUUGAGGACGAUGGCAACUUCUAUUCAGCAUAAUGUAGACACUGAGAACCCAGGAGGAGUGAUGGCUGGUAAACGAGGACAGAUGCUAUCUGCAGGACCAAGGAGAGGUCUGGGCAAGGUCUUUUCAUCCAACGAGAACUCUCUAGUGACUCCCCACCGGAAGGCUCUGGGUGACCUGAGUAACAACAAGGCCAGUCGUCAACCUUUAGGGAGUCUAAGUAACACCAUUCACAAGACUAACCAGGGUAGUGGACUCAUCAAGAAACCUCUUGGAAGUCAGCUCAAGACGCCAGGGCCUGGCAUCAAGGUGUUCGGAGAAGGACCAGCUCUAAAGGGCAUAGAGAGCAAGAAGAGAGCCCCCAAGGUCAAACCAGAGAUCAAGAAAUCCUUAGCAAGUAAUCCCAAACCAACCUUCACGUUCCCUGAUGUAGAAAACAUGAAGAUCUUUAAAGAUGAUGACCGGACCUUCAACCGGCUUCCUGCCGAGGAUUGCUUGUCUUCACACCUAGAUCGUCUUGGUACCAUGAAGACCACUCUAUUUAGAUACCCUGUCAGAGAUGUUGAUGAUAUCAAUCCAGACUUCUCACAUCUCUCAUUGGAUAAGAUCAUCAGACCCAGCCAAUCAGAUGAUGAUCUGCUGAUUCCACCUUCAUCAACUCCAAUGGAGUGCUUAGAUCUUCCACCUGUAGAAUCCAUCGACUUCCUGGAUAUCAAUAAUCUUAUCUUUGAUUAAACACUUCUCCAGUGGACAGGGAGCGGACAUCAUCCAGGAACUUCUGUCCUCUGAAAGCACUCCUGAAACAGAUAUUGACUGUUGUUGUAAAAGUAAAGUAAUCUAUCCAACCUUGUUGUUGUGUGUAAAUGCUGUCCCAUUGCUGCGUUAUGUCAAGCCAAAACCUGGAGCUGUGAUGCCAGUAGAGAAUUUGUCAUACAGGUAUUGAAAAAUAAACUGGACUAUUUGUGAUUUUGAUACCUGUCUGGCAGGGAUUGUUUGAAUCAAUGAAAGAUGUUCAUAUGGAUAUCUUCAGUGUGCUGCAGGAUCUAUGGAAGACACUUUUAAGAUCAUUCCUCGAGAUGAUGACCUUGACAGCAUCAUUGGCCGUGCCAACAACAUCAUCAGGUGAUUCUACAAUGUUUGCUCCCGUGACAGCUGCCCCAUGGGAAACCUACAUAUCAAAUUCAACCUCAAACCUAACAACAACCUUAAUUCCUUAUGUUAUUUUGACCCCAAACCCUAUUGAAACCCUAAUCCAAUGGCCUAUUCUAAAGUCCAAUUUAAGUUGAACCAUGAACAAACUAUGUGCUUAAAUUAUGGAAAACUCAAAUUGCCAAAGCCUUAUUUACGUUACUGGUUUCUCAUAUUCAAUUUGUUCUCCAUGUUUUAAUGAUGACAAAACAAUUCAGAUAAGUAAAUCAUUCCCAGACAGUUAUGAAUUACUGGGGUACCAAAAGUACUGAAAAAUAAAAUGAACAUCUCGUGGCUAUCAAUAACUUUAAACCAGAGUUUGAAUCCAACAAGAUUUCAGAUUACAUCCCGUGGACUUGAAGAAAUUGUCAUAGGAGAAAAUGUCCGCUAACAUUACCAGGUAGCCCUGUCAUGUGGAGCUUUUCAUAUCAAGAACAGGUGACAAAUCUAGUGAGUGCCAUCAUACCAUUACAUCUCUUUAACACCAUACUGUCUGACUUCAUUUAUCAUGAAGCAAUGUACUUGUUAAUGCCACUUAGUUAUAUCAAUGUACUGAAAUAUGAGUCGAUGAUACCCAAGGUGAUAACCACAGCAGAGAAGGGCUGCAUUCAUGGUUUCUAAAGCCAAAAAGGAACAUAAACUCUUUAAAGUUAAUUAAUAACUGUAAUACUGUAUAUAUCAUAAUCAUGUACAUGUAUUUACUAUCAAGAUGUCUUUUUUAAAAUGUCUUUUAAGAUGAUAGCAAAAAAAAAGAUCAUACUAGUCCCUGGAACACAAAUAUGAGGGAACAAUUCUGAAUGGUCAAUAUUCAGUCUGUUUAGCUAACAGUGCAUGCAACAAUGAUCUUAAUUAGCCAUUACCACUCAGUGAGCAAUUGACAAAAUUCUGUGUCACAUAAAUGAUGUCAAAGAUCCAGGUUUUCCAGCUUCUUCAUUUCAAUUUGAACACAUGUAAAGUGCUGCUUUUUUUAAUCAGAAAUUUUAGAAUUUUCAAGCAUUCAUCCAUUUUUUUUUUUAGGAAUCACCCAUAGUUGAUCAUUUUUCUGGUGUAGGUGAUGUGACUAUCCUUUGUAAUUUUUUGUCCAAAAAUUUGUUAAAAAUUGAAGAAUUUCCAUCUCACAACUUGAUAAACUUCAGUAAGCCAUCGCAAAUAAAAGCAGAAAAAAAAAACCAUUUAUGGUAUUCCUCUCAUACAGGUUAAUUAAACAAAAAAGAUUUUGGGGGGGGUCUAAUAAGUGACUAAAUCUGUUCUCAAUGCAUUAACUUUCAUUGCACUGCUAAAGCACAUUUGAAAAGGUUCAAUAUUGCAUCAUGUCUGAUAAAUUGGGUAAUAUUCCAGGACUGCUGUCAAAAAACAGAACAGGAUAUGAUAACUGUUCUUUGAUUUUUUUUUAUUGGUGAUGUAGAGAUAGAUAAUGGAUCUUUUGGACAGAACAUUGCAUCUGCAAGCAGGGCAAGUCAGUUCAGUUUGAAAAGUUUGCCCACUCCAAGAUUGAAAACGAUCAUGAUGCCAUGUGCAAAGUUAUCAAACUCAAGUCUCCCUCAACCAUAAGUUGUUUUGAAUGAAUAAAGAAAACUAAAAAAAAGUAUCAAUCUCAAUCUGGAUGUAAAAUUGUGAAAUAAGAGAGUUAUGUGAUUUCAAAGUCUUGCUUCAUUUUACAACACAUUUUAAUGCACAGCACAACACAUAUGAUAUCCAAAUGAAAGAGCCGAUGAUGUUGCAUGCACAAACACUAAUUCUGAGAGUCAAAUCAAUUUUCUUCUUUUUGCAAAUUUGAGAGUAAGUUGGUUUUUGUGGGGGUUGAAUCAUGGAAUAUAUAUUGAUGGUGAUCCCAUAUAUUCCAUUGCAGCAAAACUUUGUUUUGAAUUACAAGAGGGAAAAAUGUAAAUAUUUAAUUAUUGUAAUAAAACCCACGAUAGUGAGUGUGUGAUGCCAAUAGUUGCCUCAUUUGCAUAGUGCCCCAUGUUGUUCAUUAACUUGUGAAUUCUUUGCAAAAAUAAAAGAAUAUGCCAUAAACUUUCAUAUUUUUCCUCCAAUUUUGAUGAAAUUAUCAGUGCUUUGCUUGUUUGACAUUUUCCAUUUAAUACAACUUGAUGUUGAGUCGGAUUUGACGUUUCACAAUCGUUAAGCUUGAUAUGGAAGCAGUAGUUGGUGUUGAUUGUCCUCAUAUUAUAUGUGAAGUAUUACUAAAUUCAUUUUGUUUGCUUUAUUUUAUUUUCUUGCUUUAAAUAUGGAUAGUUUCAUUUAUUUGCUAGUACGAAGGACAUUACCAAUUGCUUGCUGGAGACAGGUGGUCCCAUUAAAAAAAAGAGAAUGAUGAAUUUUGGUAGUUGACAUAAAAUCAAACUUCUAUUAUCUAUCAUUGUCACAUUGCUUUAAAAAUGACAGGAACUAAGUGCCGAAAGAGUAUUAUGGCAGUGACUCUCUAUCACAAACAAAUGAUUGAUUUCCAGUUGCUGUUUGUAAUAACAGCAUAAAAUUGUAUUUGGUGGUCUUUACACGUGGUAAUAUCCUUUUAAAAUAACUUAAACUGAAUUUCAUUGAUCAGCUACUAGUUUAGAUUGCUGUAAUUAUUCAGUAUGCACUGUUAAAAUUUGAAAGAAAAAUCAAAUAAAGGUUGAAAAAAAUAGUUAAUCAUGUGGGCAUCUGCCACAAAGUUAGAUUCAGAGUUUAAUCCGAGAACAAAACUUAUACAUACAGCAGUUUUGCUUUGCUGAACCAGGAGCCUGUUUCACAAAACUUGGUGUAGCAACAAAUUUGCAAAAGGUCAGAGCUACUGGAAUCACUCAAUUCUGAUUGGCUGAUAAUGAUAAUCUUGUUAUAGACAUUGUGCAUUUGUUAUUAAAACAAGACUCUAUGAAGUAGGACCCAUGUGUAAAGAAUGGUAAUGAAGAUUUUGUUUAGGGCUUUGAUGAACCAAUGCUAUAAUACUGUACAGAUGAAAUCAAGAUGCCUGUAUAUGACUAUUUAUGUGACAUGAGAAUAACAGCAUCAUUCUAUAAGUGAGUAAGUCAUUUUUGUUGUUUUUGUUUUAGUUUUGUAAUAAAUUUCUUUAUAUAUAUAU
Messenger RNA from Lytechinus variegatus (green sea urchin), 4457 nucleotides. RefSeq lists its product as uncharacterized. The transcript is spliced from 6 exons. The coding region runs from base 218 to 940 and encodes 240 amino acids. The record is from RefSeq and is a predicted model, not a curated record. Lineage: Eukaryota; Metazoa; Echinodermata; Echinoidea; Temnopleuroida; Toxopneustidae.